Molecule: messenger RNA, 1465 nt
Organism: Cajanus cajan (pigeon pea)
Lineage: Eukaryota; Viridiplantae; Streptophyta; Magnoliopsida; Fabales; Fabaceae
Product: aspartic proteinase CDR1
Biological process (GO): proteolysis
Cellular component (GO): extracellular region
Molecular function (GO): aspartic-type endopeptidase activity
Source: RefSeq, a predicted model, not a curated record
GCAGUUAAAGAGUGAUGGCAAGUUAUUCUUUGUUUAUCUCUCUAGUUUUAUUUUGCCUUAACAACUUGAUCUCUUUAUCAAAGGCCCAUAAUAAUGGGUUUAGUGUGGAAAUCAUCCACCGUGACUCAAUAAGCUCACCACUAUAUCGUGCCACAGAAACUGAAUUUGAGCGAGUUGUAAAUGCGGUGCGUCGUUCCAUCAAUCGUGCCAAUCAUUUGGGACAAUCUUUAGUCUCUCCAAACACAGCUGAGGCAACUGUGGAAGGAUAUGAAGGGGAGUUCUUGAUGAGCUAUUCAGUUGGAACCCCACCAUUCCAACUCUAUGGUAUUGUUGAUACGGGUAGUGACAUUAUUUGGCUACAAUGCGAACCUUGUGAAGAAUGCUACAACCAAACAACACCUAUAUUUGAUCCUUCAAAAUCCAAAACCUACAAAACCCUCCCUUGCACUUCUACUACAUGUAAAUCUGCGCGCAGAUUUUCUUGCAGUGGCGAAAAAUGUCAAUAUAGUAUUAAUUAUGGGGAUGGCUCUCACUCACAAGGAGAUCUUAGUGUGGAAACCCUCACUUUAGGGUCCACUAGUGGAUCUUCUGUCCAAUUUCCUAAAACAUUGUUAGGAUGUGGACACAGCAAUACCGGGACCUUUCAUGGGAAAGCCUCUGGCAUAGUUGGCCUAGGAGGAGGACCUAUGUCCCUUAUAACUCAAUUGGGUUCUUCAAUAGCUGGAAAGUUUUCUUACUGUUUAGCACCACUAUUCACAGAAUCUAAGUCAUCUAGCAAACUCAAUUUUGGAGAUGCUGCUGUGGUUUCUGGGGCUGGAACUGUCUCAACCCCAAUACUCCCACAAGAAGGAAAGAUAUUUUACUUCCUAAACUUAGAAGCAUUCAGUGUUGGAAACAAAAGAAUAGAGUUUGGAAGCUCUAACUCUUCUAAUGAAGAAGGAAAUAUCAUAAUUGACUCAGGUACAACACUCACUCUUUUGCCAGAUGAUGUUUACUCAAAUUUGGAAUCAGCAGUAGCAGAUGCAGUUAAAUUAGAGCGUGUCGAGGAUCCAAGUAACCUAUUAAGUCUUUGCUUCCAAUCUACAUCUAAUGAACUAGAUGUGCCUAUUAUCACAGCACAUUUUAGCGGGGCAGAUGUUAAGUUGAAUCCUAUUAACACCUUUGUUGAAGUGGCUGACGGGAUAGUAUGUUUGGCUUUCCGUUCAAGUGACACUCUUGCCAUCUUUGGGAACUUGGCACAACAAAACCUCUUGGUUGGCUAUGACCUCAAAAAGAAUAUACUCUCCUUUGAACCCACAGAUUGUUCCAAGAAGUGAUUACUUUUUGUUUAAUUUACUUGAUCCUAUAUCAAAUAAUUAGACUAAGAACCUAUGGUAUGACAUGCAAAUUUCAUUAAAACCGCUAAGUUGGCCUAGUGGUGCGGUUUGGAUUGUAAGCAUGAGGUCCUAGGUAUGAACCUUAGUGC